AAGCUUCUUUACUGCAGCACAGGAAGCAAGAUGGCGGCAACAGACGGAGAAAGAAACAAACUGGAGUUCUCUCUGGACGUCCCCUUCCCGUCCUCUCGUGAGGCCGCCAUCGCUCUGCGCUCUCUGUCGCCGGACCGAGAGCCGAGGAAAGGCGGAAUCAGCAAACAGCUGACGGUGUCCGACAGCACGCUGUCCGUGAGGUGGAGCGCAGACGAAGCCCGGAUCCUCAGAGUGUCUGUGAACUCGUUUCUGGAUCAUCUGUCGCUCGUUAUGGAGACGAUGGAGAUGUUCGGCCCCCGGUGCCCCCCCCAGUGACCCCCCUCCAACCAGUGGAAGUGGAUUCAUCCUGAAAUAAAGCGUCUCUGUUAGUGUUUCCAACAAUCACCAACUCUGGUUUGGUGGAAAUAAAUCCUUAAUUCACCGACGUAGAUGAUAAAAACAGCAGUUUCAGUCGGAGCAGACCGGCUAUGGAAACAAACCACAGAGAGGCUGCGAUACAACACAGGCAGAGGGAGAGAGACACCAUGUGACUCGUAUAUAGAGAAUAUAAUGUUAGCUGAUGUAUUAAUGUUUAUUAUCGUCCUUCAAUCUGCUCAUAACAACAAUAUAAUGCAUCAUAAAGUGUUUAUUAUGUGACGGCUCUGAAGGAAACAGUAAGAAGUUAAAUGAAUUAUAAUUGUUGUUUGCUGUACAGAGUUUGUUUUAUUAAAGAUUAAGUUGUUAAAUAAAUAAUAAA
Dicentrarchus labrax (European seabass) is the source of this 736-nucleotide messenger RNA. RefSeq names its product EKC/KEOPS complex subunit Lage3. Gene Ontology annotation, cellular component: EKC/KEOPS complex. The record is from RefSeq and is a predicted model, not a curated record. The transcript is spliced from 3 exons. NCBI's taxonomy places the organism in Eukaryota, Metazoa, Chordata, Actinopteri, Moronidae. The coding region runs from base 31 to 315 and encodes 94 amino acids.